GGCCGAGGAGGACAAGCCCGAUUCAAAACCCCCGGUGGAGAUCGAGGUCGAGUACGUGGCGGAGGAGCCGGACCUCGCCGACGGCCUCCUCGCCGACUUCAAGACCAUCUUCGAGAAGUUCACCUUCAAGGACACCCCCGCCGCCGACGAGGAUGGGGAGAAGAAGGACGAGGCUGGCGCCGAUGCGGCCAAGAAGGGGUCCGGGUCUGAUUCGGACGACGAUGAGCAGGAUGCCCAGCAGAAGAAGAAGGAAGGAGGCAUCUCCAAUAAGAAGAAGAAACUGGAACAAAGGAUGAAGAUUGCAGAGCUGAAGCAGAUAUGCAACAGGCCUGAUGUCGUCGAAGUCUGGGAUGCGACUGCAUCAGAUCCCAAGUUACUUGUCUAUCUGAAGUCUUACAGGAACACUGUACCUGUCCCAAGGCACUGGUCUCAAAAGAGGAAAUUCUUGCAGGGCAAGAGAGGUAUAGAGAAGCAACCGUUCCAACUUCCUGACUUCAUUGCUGCAACUGGAAUAGAAAAAAUAAGACAGGCAUAUAUCGAGAAAGAGGAUAGCAAAAAGUUGAAGCAAAAGCAGCGGGAGCGUAUGCAGCCAAAAAUGGGGAAGAUGGAUAUAGAUUAUCAGGUUUUGCACGACGCCUUCUUCAAAUAUCAAACUAAACCAAAAUUGUCUAGUCAUGGUGACCUGUACUACGAAGGGAAAGAGUUUGAGGUCAAACUUAGGGAAAUGAAGCCAGGUAUGCUGUCCCGAGAACUUAAAGAAGCUCUUGGCAUGCCUGAUGGUGCGCCACCUCCAUGGCUUAUAAACAUGCAGAGAUAUGGUCCUCCACCCUCUUAUCCUUCGCUGAAGAUUCCUGGUCUGAAUGCUCCAAUUCCUCUUGGUGCUACUUUUGGUUACCGACCUGGGGAAUGGGGAAAGCCUCCUGUGGAUGAGCAUGGGCGGCCCCUCUAUGGAGAUGUUUUUGGCAUCCUACAGCAGGAUGAACCUAAUUAUGAUGAGGAGCCUGUUGACCGCAGCAAGCACUGGGGAGACCUGGAGGAGGAAGAGGAAGAGGAGGAAGAAGAGGAGGAGGAAGAGGAAGAUGAACCAAUGGAAGAUGAAGACAUGGAGGAAGGCAUCCAGUCUGUCGAAACCAUGUCAAGCACUCCCACUGGCAUUGAAACACCUGAUGCUAUUGAUCUUCGGAAGCAACAGAGGAAAGAGCCUGAAAGGCAAACCGAAAAGCAGCUAUACCAGGUUCUUGAGCAGAAAGAGGAAAAGAUCGCACCUGGGGCACUCUAUGGAUCAAGCCAUACGUAUGUUGUCGGGGCACAGGAUAAAGCUGGAGUUAAAAGGGUUGACCUUCUUAAGAAUCAAAAGUCCGAUAAAGUGGAUGUCACAAUACACCCUGAGGAACUUGAAGUUAUGGAUGAUGUUUUGGCAGCCAAGUACGAAGAAGCUCGAGAGGAGGAAAAGCUGCGGAACCAGAAGGAAGACUUCAGUGACAUGGUGGCGGAGAAUGCGAGCAAGAGGAAGAGGAAGCAUGAGAAGGACGGGAAAUCCUCGAAAAAGAAGGACUUCAAGUUUUAGAUGGCGUCGUUGUCUCACAUUUCUUGUUGUAGCUUGUACUUCCAAGAUGUAUGUAUACAUAUGCAUGGGACGAUCGUCGUAGCAAUCAGACCUGCACCUUUGGCUUAUGAGAACGAACCGAGUAGAUGAAAAUGUAUGCGGUUGUAGUCCAUAAUAUAGUCUUGUGUUGAAGAGUAAACCAACUUUGUUGAGUAACAUUAUGGUGCAGAAUUUCCUCUUGCUAUUAUUGAUAAUCCUUCUGA
Lolium rigidum is the source of this 1809-nucleotide messenger RNA. Its product is annotated as splicing factor 3B subunit 2-like. Gene Ontology annotation, biological process: mRNA splicing, via spliceosome. The record is from RefSeq and is a predicted model, not a curated record. Gene Ontology annotation, cellular component: nucleus; catalytic step 2 spliceosome; precatalytic spliceosome. NCBI's taxonomy places the organism in Eukaryota, Viridiplantae, Streptophyta, Magnoliopsida, Poales, Poaceae.